Molecule: messenger RNA, 2292 nt
Organism: Petromyzon marinus (sea lamprey)
Lineage: Eukaryota; Metazoa; Chordata; Hyperoartia; Petromyzontiformes; Petromyzontidae
Source: RefSeq, a predicted model, not a curated record
AUUUGAUACACUUACAGAACGCCAUCGCACGGCGUUUAUAUGACAUGCUACGUAACGAUGUUGUCGUGGAUUGUAACGCGUUCACCAUUGUUGUUUUUGUUGUGGUUCUCGUGAAGGGCGCGGUUCUCGCGAGAUCUCGUGACGGGCGCGGCUCUCGCGAGAUCUCGGUAACCCGGAAGGGGCGGGGUCUCAGAGACGGCAGGGCGGAAGCACGCAUCAGACGGCGGAGGGAGGCGGAGAAGUUGGCUGUGACAGUGGCGCGGAACACGAAGACGGCCAAGCAACGCGAAUCACAGCCCAGCAGUGCCGUGGAGUCCACGACGGCGACAACAGCUAUGGCGAACGAAGCCGACAUCCUCUCGCUCUGCGUGGCCAUGGCGAACAUGACUUUCCAAGAGCAUGAAGUGUGCAUGGAGACCCAGGCUACAGCCAGGAGUCCUCAUAGAGGCCCCAGACCCCACAUGUUUGAGGAGUUGUCUGGGUUCCCCGCACGUGGUGGAAAGAGAGGCGAAUAUGCACACCAUAUGGGCACCUGGAAAACAAGGAAUGGUGCAGGAUGGACACGAGGUGAUGGCGGAGGCUCUUGUAGUAGCGGAGGACGAGAUGCUAGAGAUGGCCGAAUCCCCCGCUCCCAUCGUAUGAGUGGACGUGGAAAUGUGGACAAGGGGGAUAGGUCGGGUUCCUGCCAGCGCCGCGGACCCUAUACGAUGUCCAUCUGCAAGGCGCAGCGGCAGCAGCUGCUGAUGGCCAAGCGGCGCAUCUUCAAAGCCGAUUCUGCGGUGCCAAGCCAAUUGUGCUGGUUCGAGAUCUCGAAAUGUUUGAGCCAAAAAUAUGACCCUACCAACAAAGCUCUGGACUUGAAGGCGGUCAGAAUUAAUGAAGAGCUGGAGGCACGUGGUGUCGACCUGGUUUUGAACCGGAAGGACCACAUGGAUGGUCUGAACAAGAUCAUCCGAGAGAAUAUUCCAAUGAUCACAUCCCUGAAUCUAACGUGCAAUGACCUGCACCGGUUGGAUGACCUGGCAAAACUUGCCCAGCACACUCCAUCUCUCAAGAAGCUGAACCUCUCCAAAAACAAUCUCAAAGAUGUGAGGGAACUUUACCCACUGAAGGCCUUCAAUUUGAAAGAGCUAUGGCUGAAGGGGAAUCCGCUGUGCGACUCCUUCCACGACCCAAAUGCCUACAUCAGCUUCGUGCGAAACCACUUUCCACAGCUCGUGAUCCUGGAUGGGCAGAUGCUUUCGCAGCUGCGAAGUUCUACGCCUGCGGUGCCCUCCACGCCUGCGGUGGUGCACAGAAUUGCGGUACGCUUCGCUGCAACAAUGAGCAAUAUUUAUUCUCCCAACUUUUCGAGGGCCAUGCGGCUCUUUGGCCACAACCCUGGCAUUACUCCUACCACUUCCCAUCCUCCAUUUUGUCCACAGCCAGAUGAAAGGGACAAUAUUUAUUUUAAAAUUAUUAUUAUUAUUAUUAGAGGUUUAACGUAUGCUUGAAAUGGCUUAAGCAUAUACCAAGCUCUAAUCAAUCAUUUGUUUACAUAUCCACCAUUUUAUUUUACAAAACAUUGGCAAAAACUUAAACUUAAUCAGCAGCAACUUAACAGUUGCACCUCUUGUGCACUGACUUUGUGACAUUAUGACUGUUUCCGAAGUCGGCCAACAUCAAAGCGUGCAGCUCCCAUAGGAAAGCGAGCAAAGCGGCACAAUGUAAGGGGUUUACAUGACCCACUUGCAGUGGCGUCGCCCAUUCAGGCUGCCAUGGGAUCCAGGCCAGGCCUAGUUAUCUGGUUGGCAAACUGGGUAGUCAUGUUGACGUCUCUCCUGUGUGCGUGCGCGCCCACUCUCGGGUGGCUGCAGGAGAACAGCUGGCAGUUCCAGCAGUGUGCGAACACCCUCAUGGAACUGAACGUGAGUGCCGUCCCAUCCGCACCGUUUAUGGACACGACUGAUAGCAAACGGUCGGGCGCAUUCGCGUUUGACGAGCAUCACUAACGAUACCGCCCAUCUCCCCUUCUAUUCCACCCCUCUCUCUCCCCCCUUCCUUCAUCACUGUCGCCGUCCGGCUCGGAUCUCCGAAAACCACGGUCGCCUACCUUCAUCGUUCCUUUUCGUCCGACUACCGGACGGAUUCCACGGGAGGCGUUCGUACAGUGAGCAGGCGUCCGCCGCAGAUUGCUGGCGAUCUCGGCACACGUUCUCCUACCAACCCUUUCCUCCACAACCCUUAUACAUUGUAAUUUCUUUGUUUUUACCCCAUUUGGGGGGAGAGGAAAAAAAUAAAAAAAUAACUAUA